CAUGAACCACAAGCUACAAAAUAUUUGAAUUAAAACAGAAAAGUUGUACUUUUUUAAGACUAUUGAGCUUCUGUCCUAUUUUUGUCUCUUCUCCUCCUUAUACUCAUACAGGCUGUUCCACCACCAAAUUUUGAGAUGCCAGUUUCUAUCCCAGUGUCCAAUCACAACAGUUUGGUAUAUAGUAAUCCAGUCAGCUCACUGGGCAACCCCAACCUUUUGCCGCUGGCCCACCCUUCUUUGCAGAGAAAUAGUAUGUCUCCUGGAGUGACACAUCGGCCUCCAAGUGCAGGUAACACAGGUGGUCUGAUGGGCGGGGACCUCACAACCGGUGCAGGCACCAGUGCAGGUAAUGGAGACAAUUUUGUAUAUCCCAACCUAUUUUUUGGCAGGGUUGGAUAUUCUUGUUAUGAAGGGUUUACGGUGGCAUAAUUCACAAGGUAAAAU
Molecule: messenger RNA, 444 nt
Organism: Gracilinanus agilis (Agile Gracile Mouse Opossum)
Lineage: Eukaryota; Metazoa; Chordata; Mammalia; Didelphimorphia; Didelphidae
Product: myocyte-specific enhancer factor 2C-like
Exons: 2
Coding region: 136-429 (97 amino acids)
Source: RefSeq, a predicted model, not a curated record